AUGGAUCUCGCGUCGGUGGCCGCACCAUCCAUUGUAGUUGAAGUCUUCCUACUCCUCUGGCGAAUGGGAUCCGUCCAAUCUCAAGGUUAUGACGGAGGCAGUGAUUGUGCAAGCGGUGAACAACAGCUGGCUGCUUGCAGGCCAAGCGGCCUUGGAUGGUAUGCGCUGAAGGCGUUCACCCCGGCCGGUCCCUCAGCACAGCCAAGCCUUCAUAUGGUUCCAUUGUGCUCCGUAUCUUGGCUGCAUUAUUAG
Nezara viridula (southern green stink bug) is the source of this 252-nucleotide messenger RNA. The record is from the annotation of a GenBank genome assembly. NCBI's taxonomy places the organism in Eukaryota, Metazoa, Arthropoda, Insecta, Hemiptera, Pentatomidae.